This is a messenger RNA of Protopolystoma xenopodis, 471 nucleotides long. NCBI's taxonomy places the organism in Eukaryota, Metazoa, Platyhelminthes, Monogenea, Polystomatidea, Polystomatidae. The record is from the annotation of a GenBank genome assembly.
AUGGUAACAUGCCAUUUUACGGUUUCCGUCACUGCGACCACGAACGGCCAUGGUCGAUUACGCUCGAGCAACGUCAGUCUGGCCUAUAGUCGGCCAAACUGGAGAGCGCCAGAAGGCCAAACGGCCAGACAGCAGGACAACCGGCAAUCUAGUCGGCCAGUAUGCGAGAUUUCACACUUCGUCAAUCAUUCACCUCUUUUCUCUCCGACUAGAGCUGGCGGUCUAUCGCUUUCGCCAGUUAUCGCGAGCCGGUGCAAUGCACUAGAGGGCAAUUGGGUCUUCUGGACGCUCGACGAUGUUUGGCAAUUUCGGGUCGGCCUGUACCAUCGUCCUCCUGCACCGCUCUCAUUUCUGGCCUUUUGCUUCUCUCUAUCCCCACGUCUGUCUGGUUAUUCUUCUUACUAUCAUCCCCGUCUGGACCGCCAGUUGCUCGGUCAGCGGAUUUGGCUGUCUCUCAUUUUCCAUGCAUAA